Lycium ferocissimum is the source of this 1505-nucleotide messenger RNA. RefSeq names its product heavy metal-associated isoprenylated plant protein 35-like. The record is from RefSeq and is a predicted model, not a curated record. The coding region runs from base 177 to 1274 and encodes 365 amino acids. Gene Ontology annotation, molecular function: metal ion binding. The transcript is spliced from 3 exons. NCBI's taxonomy places the organism in Eukaryota, Viridiplantae, Streptophyta, Magnoliopsida, Solanales, Solanaceae.
CAUAGCUUCGCGCUUUUCUCUAUGCACUCUACUCUCCCUCACUUUCCGCUUUUCCUCUCUCUUGAAUAAAGCCUUCUCUCCCUUCACACUCUCUCUUUAGAGCAAACAAAUCUUUUAAUUCCUCUUCUUCACCCAAUUCCUUCCUGCUCCUUCUUGGCUUAUAGUCUAGUAAAGCAAUGGCAGCACAAGACGGUCAAGAAGACCACCCUGAACGCCUCAACUACAAGACAUGGGUCCUGAAAGUUUCCAUUCACUGCGAAGGCUGCAAAAGGAAAGUCAAGAAAAUUCUACAACAAGUCCCUGGAGUGAAUGCUAUAGAUAUUGAUCUCAAGCAACAGAGAGCGACAGUAACUGGGAACGUAGAAGCAGAAUCUUUACUCAGGAAACUACAAAAGUCUGGCAAACACGCCGAAUUAAUACCCCAACAGUCUACUGAUCACAAGGAGAAAAAGCCUUCUAAAUCCAAGAACAAAGAUAAACAAAAUGGCCCACAAAACAAAGAAGCACCAACAACUAGCCAAUCCGAAACCAGUACCCACAAAGAUGUCAAAUCAACUGAGAAAAAUGUAGUACCCAAAGAACCUUCUGGAAAAACUCAAGAUGCUAGCAAUGAAAUACCCAAAAAGAGUGAACAAUCCAGUACCGGUUCAACUAAACCGGAGGAAAAAACCGGCACCGGCGCCGGUGAUGAACCGGCAGAGUCUAAGGAUAAUGUAGGCGGUGAUGAAACGGUAAAGGAAUCAAAAUCUGAAGGGAAAAAGCUGGUAACCGACUCAGCCGGUAAACAACAAAUUCCUAGUGAUAAUGCUUCUGUUAGUGGCGAAAAAAGCGGUGAUGGCCCAGGUGGUGAAGCAAAUAGCACUACUGGUAAAAAGAAGAAAAAGAAAGGGCAAAACAGUAACAACACCGAGGGCACACCAUCAAUUGUUGUUCCUGCUGGUCCAGAAUUCGAACAUCAUAACAUGGGACCACAAAUUUCUGCUCCAGCCAAUCAUAGCCCUCCACGUCAUCCAGGUUAUCAUUAUUACCCACAGCAGGGCCCUCAAUACUACGCCCCACCACCAGCAUACGUUGUUAGCUACAAUACCGCACAACCUACGAGCAACUAUACGGCGUCGUAUUAUGCUCCAACACCUCCAACUUCGUAUGCGUAUACGUAUUCUGGUCCUGUUACGGUACCUCCACCGUCCGAUGUGGAUACCUAUCCACGCCAGCCGUUAGAUUCGUUUGAAAUGUUCAGUGAUGAAAAUCCAAAUGGAUGCUUUAUUAUGUAAUGGAAUUACAUGUAUAACGGCUUAUACUACUUGUAUAAGUACAAGUAUAAGAGGGUUUUGUUUUCGGUUUUUUAUUGUAGAUAUUUAAGUAGAAAAAUGCAGAGAUUAGGGUAUAAUUUAGAAAAUGCCAGGUGCUAGUGUUGGGGGGCUUUAAUCUUUUAGUGGGUUGUUGCUUCUUUGUUGAAUGUUUUAGCUUUAUUUAGUAGACUAUAUUUCGUUUUUUAGUCUAAA